Messenger RNA from Lactuca virosa, 2181 nucleotides. Lineage: Eukaryota; Viridiplantae; Streptophyta; Magnoliopsida; Asterales; Asteraceae. The record is from the annotation of a GenBank genome assembly.
AUGAUAUGGAUGAACCUGCUCUCCGGUGAAAUCCCAGAAGAGCUUACGUACAUUCAAACUCUCGAGAAUUUGAUCCUCGAUUUCAAUUAUUUAACCGGAUCAAUCCCAGCUAGUUUAAGCAACUGCACCAAUUUGAAUUGGAUUUCCCUUUCCAACAACAGAUUAGGCGGCGAAAUUCCGGCAGCCCUUGGUCAGUUAUCCAACCUUGCCAUUCUUAAACUCGGGAACAACUCAUUUUCCGGGAACAUUCCGCCGGAGCUUGGGGAUUGUAAAAGCUUGGUAUGGUUAGAUCUCAACACCAAUCAGUUAACUGGCACUAUCCCACCUGCUCUCUUCAAGCAAUCUGGAUACAUCGCUGCUGCAUAUCUUACCGGGAAACCAUUUAUAUACAUCAAGAACGACGGGAGCAAGCAGUGUCACGGCGCCGGAAAUUUACUGGAGUUUGGAGGAAUCCGUCGAGAGGAUUUAGACAGGAUUUCGUCGAGACAUCCCUGUAACUUCACGAGAUUGUACUUAGGGAUCACUGAGCCAAACUUCAACCAUAACGGAUCAAUGAUCUUCUUUGAUCUUUCGUAUAAUAAAUUGGAGGGAGGAAUCCCAAAGGAGCUUGGAUUAAUGUAUUAUCUCUUCAUACUGAAUUUGGGGCAUAACGAUCUUACAGGUCCGAUUCCCGAUGAACUUAGCGGGUUAAAGACGAUAGCGAUUCUUGAUUUAUCACACAACAGACUCAACGGAUCAAUCCCAAAUUCGUUGACCACCCUCGGUCUUGGUGACGCCGAUCUAUCCUACAAUAAUUUAUCAGGAAGCAUCCCGGAAUCUGCUCCGUUUGACACGUUUUCACCGGACAAAUUCUCAAAUAACUCCGGUCUCUGCGGGUACCCUCUACCUGCAUGUAAACAUGAUCCAAACGGUAAAUCGAACUCUCAUUCCAAGUCCAACAGACGGGAAGCUUCCCUCGCCGGAAGUGUCGCCAUGGGGUUACUCUUCUCGUUGUUCUGUAUCUUUGGAGUCAUCAUAAUCUUAGUAGAAAUGCGAAAAAGAAAACGGAAGAAGGCGGCCGCAGCCCUCGAAGCAUACGCCGACAACGGCAAUUCGUAUUCCGGCGGCGGCGCUGCCCACACAAGCACUGCAUGGAAACUAACCAGCACCCGCGAAGCUCUAAGCAUAAGCCUCGCCGCUUUCGAAAAACCCUUGAGAAAACUCACAUUCGCCGAUCUUUUAGAAGCCACAAACGGGUUCGACAACAACAGUAUGAUCGGGUCCGGCGGAUUCGGUGACGUUUACCGGGCCCAAUUAAAGGAUAACUCCAUCGUUGCAAUAAAGAAGCUAAUCCACGUCAGCGGGCAAGGUGAUCGAGAAUUCAUGGCGGAAAUGGAAACAAUCGGAAAAAUAAAACACCGGAAUCUCGUCCCGUUGUUGGGUUACUGUAAAGUCGGGGACGAAAGGUUACUUGUAUAUGAAUACAUGAAAUUCGGAAGCUUAGAAGACGUGUUACACGAUCGGAAGAAAACAGGACUGAAAUUAAACUGGAAUACAAGACGAAAAAUCGCAAUCGGAUCAGCCCGAGGGCUAGCUUUCCUCCACCAUAACUGCAUCCCUCAUAUAAUCCACCGUGACAUGAAAUCGAGCAAUGUUUUACUCGAUGAAAAUCUGGAAGCCCGGGUGUCGGAUUUUGGAAUGGCGAGACAUAUGAGUGCCAUGGACACGCAUUUGAGUGUGAGCACGUUAGCAGGAACACCAGGGUAUGUCCCGCCUGAGUAUUACCAAAGCUUUAGAUGUUCAACAAAAGGGGAUGUUUACAGUUACGGGGUGGUGCUUCUGGAGCUUUUGACCGGAAAACAACCAACAGAUUCUCCGGAUUUUGGUGAUAAUAAUCUUGUUGGGUGGGUGAAACAGCAUGCAAAGACGAAGAUAAGUGAUGUUUUUGAUCGGGACUUGUUGAAGGAAGAUCCAGGGUUGGAAAUUGAGUUAUUGCAGCACCUUAAGGUGGCGGUGGCUUGCCUGGAUGACCGGCCAUGGAAGCGGCCGACGAUGAUUCAGGUGAUGGCGAUGUUUAAGGAUAUUCAGGCGGGGGCAGGGAUUGAUUCGGGUUCCGCCAUUGCCACCGGUGAUGCUCAUUUUAGCACGGUUCCAGAGGUGGAGAUGACCAUUAAAGAAGACGGCGAACAAGGGAAACAGUGA